This is a messenger RNA of Dromaius novaehollandiae (emu), 4360 nucleotides long. RefSeq names its product solute carrier family 2, facilitated glucose transporter member 3. Gene Ontology annotation, cellular component: plasma membrane. Gene Ontology annotation, molecular function: D-glucose transmembrane transporter activity. The record is from RefSeq and is a predicted model, not a curated record. The transcript is spliced from 10 exons. Bases 267 to 1754 code for a protein of 495 amino acids. Gene Ontology annotation, biological process: dehydroascorbic acid transport. Lineage: Eukaryota; Metazoa; Chordata; Aves; Casuariiformes; Dromaiidae.
UAUGAGGUUAAAGGACCAUGUUUUUUUUCUCAUUACAGGAUGUUGCAGGGAGCUCCUCCCUCCAAGUCCCUCCUAUCAGGCCCACACCCAACCAUAAAUACAUGAGCUUAAAGCAGAAAGAGGGUGCUUUUUUACAGAGAGAGGCUCAGCUAUUUUGUUUUGUGGGAGGCAAGGACGCAGCAGCUCAGAAGGUUCACUGACUCUGUUAAGAGGUGGGAGUACGGCAGUGUGCUUCAAGAGUCAUUUUAAGGCGUUUGUCGCAGGCGAUGGAUAAUAAGAAAAUCACUGCAUCCCUUAUCUAUGCUGUUUCUAUUGCUGCCAUUGGGUCUCUCCAGUUUGGGUACAACACGGGUGUCAUCAACGCUCCUGAAAAGAUCAUCCAGGGUUUCUUCAACAGAACCUUGUCACAACGGAGUGGGGAGCCCAUCUCCGCAGAGCUCCUAACCUCACUAUGGUCCCUUUCUGUGGCCAUCUUCUCAGUAGGAGGCAUGAUCGGCUCCUUCUCAGUCAGCCUUUUUGUCAAUCGAUUUGGCAGGAGGAACUCCAUGCUGCUGGUGAACAUCUUGGCCUUUGCUGGUGGCACUCUCAUGGCCUUCUCCAAGAUGGCAAAAGCAGUGGAGAUGCUGAUCAUUGGCCGCUUCAUCAUUGGCCUCUUCUGUGGCCUCUGCACUGGCUUUGUACCCAUGUAUAUCAGUGAGGUCUCACCCACCAGCCUCCGUGGAGCCUUUGGAACCCUCAACCAGCUAGGCAUUGUUGUUGGCAUCCUGGUGGCCCAGAUCUUUGGCCUGGAGGGGAUCAUGGGGACUGAAAAACUUUGGCCACUGCUUUUGGGGUUCACAAUCCUCCCAGCAAUCCUUCAGUGUGUGGCUCUUCUUUUCUGCCCUGAGAGCCCCCGCUUCCUGUUAAUCAACAAGAUGGAAGAGGAGAAAGCACAAGCAGUUCUCCAGAAGCUCCGUGGUAUGCAAGAUGUGUCUCAAGACAUCCAGGAAAUGAAAGAAGAGAGUGCCAAAAUGUCCCAGGAAAAGAAAGCAACUGUGCCAGAGCUCUUCCGCUCUCCAAACUACCGUCAAGCCAUCAUCAUUGCCAUCAUGCUGCAGCUCUCCCAGCAGCUCUCAGGCAUCAAUGCUGUGUUCUAUUAUUCUACAGGGAUUUUUGAAAGAGCUGGUAUCACACAGCCUGUGUAUGCCACCAUUGGAGCUGGUGUGGUAAACACUGUCUUCACUGUUGUAUCGCUGUUCCUGGUGGAGCGUGCGGGGCGCAGGACCCUCCAUUUAGUUGGUUUGGGUGGCAUGGCUGUGUGUGCUGUCCUUAUGACUGUCGCUUUAGCUCUGAAGGACCUUGUGGAAUGGAUCAGAUAUAUCAGCAUUGUUGCCACUUUUGGCUUUGUGGCUCUCUUUGAGAUUGGUCCUGGCCCAAUACCCUGGUUCAUUGUGGCUGAACUCUUCAGUCAGGGCCCACGGCCUGCAGCCAUGGCAGUGGCUGGUUGUUCCAACUGGACAUCCAAUUUCUUGGUGGGAAUGCUCUUCCCCUAUGCAGAGAAACUCUGUGGCUCCUAUGUCUUCCUCAUUUUCCUCGUUUUCCUGGUCAUCUUCUUUGUCUUCACAUUCUUCAAAGUGCCAGAGACCAAGGGCAGGACAUUUGAAGACAUCUCCAGGGGCUUUGAAGGACGAGCAGAAACCAGCCCCACAUCACCAGUGGAGAAGAACCCUAUGGUAGAACUGAAUAGCAUACAACCUGAUAAAGAAGCUGCCUAAGGUCAUGACACAUCCCUUCCUUGACUCUUUUCUGUGCUCAAAGAGAGUCAUUAAAGGAAUGAGCAGAGAGAAAAAAAAAACAUGAGAAAACUGGGAUGAUUUUUUUUCGAUUGCUGCUAUUUUCUUCUUCCCACUCACAUAUCCCCCUUCUGCCAGGCCUCACCAGCGUUAAGCAAUCUGAUGUGGGAGAUCCCAUUUUCAACACUGGAAGGCACCUGGUGCUCUAGCAAAGGUAAUCUCAUCUUCCCCUGCCACAGACAUCAGGAGAACAGAGAACAGCUGGCAAUAUUUUCGCUUUUCUCACCUUGCUACUUGGGAUUAACAUACUUACGCACGAGUGACCAUUAGGUAUUUGAAUCUAAUUACUCUUUUUGUAGAGUGAACUAAAGUCACUAAAUAAGUCCCCUGCAUCCCACUUCACAAGUCUCCUCCAUGUGCGUAUGUUUGUGUGCAGUGUUAUGCUGGAAUUUAACAAACUUACCAAAAAGUCAUCUUGUUGCUUUUUCCUAUACAGUGUGCACUUUUUCAGCCUCAGGAAAAAGGGACCAAGUUAUAUGCAUAUUUUUUUCCUGUUCUUUUAUUGUUUUUUUUUUUAAUAGACAGAUUGAAGACAUAAUUCUUUGCUUAAGUUUAUUUAUUUGUAUGUCACUUUGUAAAUAUUUAUUUUUUUAAUGGUGUACAAAAAUGUACAGAUUAUGAAACAGAAGAUGUUUAAGAGAAAAAUAGCUAUUCUAACAAAAGAUGCUGUAGACCUGAGGUGGAAUAAAACUGUAAAGGAGAAAUAUGGUACUAACGGGAAAUCAGGCAUUCUGGCUGGUAUAUAGAACAGAGCCAAUUAUUCACAUCACCUUUAAAAGUUAUUUCUGCCCUCUGCUGGAAACAAAUAUGAAGAAUUGAAUACUAGUGAGAAGAACUAUAUGUUUGCAUGCCUGCCAAAAUCCUUGUGUCCUCUGGGAUUUAUUGGUAGCCAUGUUAAGUAUUGUUCCUAAGUAUUACUUGAAAAGUGUGGUAUUGCAGCAAAUGGAUGUUGUUACUCUAUAUUAUUUUAAGUCACUGUGCGGGAUGAUUGAGGGUGAUAAUUGUAGACCAGAAGGUGACUUUUUCUGCCUUCUUUUGAUUUUUCGCUUCUCUAUUGAUGUUUUAUAGUAGGCCAUGAAGUCUGAAACAUACAGAUUGUUACUUAAGAUGUGCAAGGAAAAAGUAUUUUUUCAAAGCUGUAUUUUCUUAGCAAUUGUUCUUAUAAAUUUUAGACAGAGGCACGUAGCAUGAGCCUUCUGGACACAGUAGUAAUAAGUUAUGGUAUGUAUAAGUUUAUAAAGGCGGAGAUGCAGAACUAGAGCUAAAGGAAACUGCUAGAUUAGCAGUGCAAAAGAUGCAUAGUACUCAGCCCGUUGGCUGUAUGUAGGCCAAAUGUUUUUGCCCCGUCUAUUGACUCUGGAAGGUUUGCAUGACAUUGCAAUGUCCACCAUUGUGCAGUGUGCUGUGUAGGUUUGUGUGCAGCUGUGUAAUAUCACCCUCUGUUGAAUGGGCUAUGGGAGACAUAGUAAUUGUACAUCCAUAGAUAAUGGUUUCUCCUGCCUUGUCUCCUAGUUGCUAGGCCACUUAGAGUAUGUAUAUGCCUAGCCCUUGCUGCCAGGCUAUCACAGUUAAGUUUAGGAAGGCAAAAAUUAGUGCAUAAGGUAUCUUUGCAAUCAAGGGUUGAGACCUUUGCUUCACUGACUGUAAUGCUCUCUUGACAGAGAGUCCAUGGCCAUGUCUGUCCAGGCCUGCAUGAGCUGUGUAAAGGUGGCACAGGGGAAGGUCCACUUUGAAACUCCUGCUCUAAGUUCUGUGUUUUCAGACUGAAUCAAACUCGGGUUCUGAAUGCAGUGGUUCAGGUCUGCCUGCAAACACAUGCCAGAGUUCAUGGCUGGCCCUACAGAGAGGUAGGCCCUCAGGUUUCAAAGUGUGUAAAAGAAAAAAUGGCUCAGAAAGGGAGGAAUGCCAAAAAAAUUGUGGCAGCAUGGAUUGCCCAAGCUUUCCUGACAACAUAUUGCUUCAGAGCAGGUUGGAGAAUUUCCCAUCAAUGUAUAGUUGGGGGUGUCUUUCUGGUGAUAAACAGAAAGUCUCUAGUGAUAAACAUUGCAAAGAUGAGCAAAAUUUGUUGCUGGGAAAUACUACCUGUGACUUAAUUAAAUAAUCCCUCUUUGCACAAUGUGAUCCUAUUAUACCCAGUUCUCCCUAGCUUUCCAUCAGGCUUCUGCUCCAGGUAUUUAUUCCCAGAGGUAUUAUAUAUGACUAUUUCCUCUCCCUACUUUCAUAUUUUGGCUCAAUUAUACAAAUUCCGUGCCUUUCCUUUGACCCUCCAGCACCUGGAGAGGCAAUAUUUCUGUCUGGGCACCUGUUAUGUUAGGAAAUCCCACCCCCACAGCUGUGUGUAAGAACAUUCCCUACUGUGCAUCAGGGAUUUGUGUGUUGGCUUGGACUGAAAUGUAUAGGUCUGUCUCACAUGGUGUCUCUUCUUAUUUUCUUUUUCUGCAAUGGCAUUGUGAAUAUUUCAGAUGGGUUUUAUAUGCUUAGUAUGUGACUGUGUUUCUUGUUUUUAAAAUAAAAACUACAGAUAUAAA